CACUUUCUCAUUGGCGUCGGUCGGACCAACAACACUCCUCUUUUUAACUUAGACACCAUUUCUGACAUCACAUAUAUCUCCCACAACAAACCUAAUAAAACGCAAUUGGAUUAAUUAGGGUUAAUUCUUUUUUUGUCCCUAUUAUUCCCCCCCCCCCUUUUCCCCUUUGUUUCACUGUAAUGCUUCCACAUCCUCAAUUUCCUCAAUGUACGGACAGUCUCAGCCCAUGAACAUCCCUGCCUCGAUCGCCGACAACGAUGUUUCUGCCUCAGCACCGGCCGAUAGCGUUAGUUACGAUGCUGAUCCUCUUGACGACGGCGUCGGAGUCGAUGACGUCUCCGCCGAUCCCCUCUAUGUCACUUCCACCCCCUCUGACUUAGCCAUCGUUCAACGUGUCGACGGUGCCAGCCAACUCACUCUUUCCUUUCGUGGCCAGGUCUAUGUUUUCGAUGCUAUUACUCCCGAGAAGUUCCAUGCGGUGUUAUUACUUUUGGGUGGAAGUGAACUGACUUCAGGUCCCCAUGGUGUUGAAAUGUCAGCUCAGAACCAAAGGGUUGUUUUGGACUUUCCGAGAGGAUCUAACCAACCGCAUAGAGCAGCCUCUUUAGAUAGAUUUCGUCAGAAGAGAAAAGAGCGAUGCUUUGAUAAAAAAGUCCGGUAUAGUGUUCGUCAAGAAGUUGCUCUUAGGAUGCAGCGUAAUAAGGGUCAAUUUACAUCUGCUAAGAAGUCCGAAGGAGCUCACAGCUGGGGUUCUUCCCAGGAGGAUGAUAACUUAGCUGAUGGCAUAUGUACACACUGUGGCAUUAGCUCAAAGUCCACUCCAAUGAUGCGACGUGGUCCAUCUGGUCCAAGGUCUCUAUGCAACGCAUGUGGACUUUUUUGGGCAAACAAGGGAACUUUGAGGGAUAUUCCCAAGAAAACUCAGGAUCUCUCCCUAGUUCCUGUUCAACAGGGAGAAUGUGAAACAAAUGACUCAAAUUCUGGAACUGCUAUCCCUACUACACAAAGCAAUGUAGUUUCUUUCUCAAAUGGUGAUGGCUCGGCUCUAAUUGCCGAGAACUGAUCAUUUUUGCCAAUAUGACCAUUGUGUCGACUAGGUCUUGGAUGGUAAAUUUUUUAAAAAGAACUGUCUUUGUAUGUACAGAUAUCAUAGUUGCCUUCAUCAAUAUACGAGGUUUUCUCCUCCUA
Messenger RNA from Gossypium raimondii (Peruvian cotton), 1188 nucleotides. Its product is annotated as GATA transcription factor 25. Gene Ontology annotation, biological process: regulation of DNA-templated transcription. NCBI's taxonomy places the organism in Eukaryota, Viridiplantae, Streptophyta, Magnoliopsida, Malvales, Malvaceae. The coding region runs from base 206 to 1063 and encodes 285 amino acids. The record is from RefSeq and is a predicted model, not a curated record. The transcript is spliced from 7 exons. Gene Ontology annotation, molecular function: protein binding; sequence-specific DNA binding; zinc ion binding.